AAGCCACAGCUUGCCUCAGAUCAAUAAAGUGCUAAAGUAAACAACUGAUAUGCCUCACUGAUCAGAUAAAGGCAUGGCUCAUCAAGACAAAAGUACAUUAUGCAUUACAGCCAAAACACCAUACCAGCUGAUCUCCUUUAAUCAGUUAUGGUAACUGAGAUCAGCUGAAUGGGAGCAUGACUUACAACCACAAGUCUACACCACUACUUUAAAAAGUGUUUGGUUUUGAAAAUUGCACCAAUAAUAUCUCAGAAGUCGCUAGAGGGUGCACACUGCACAAGUUACAUUGUGAAUAGGGUGCUUUAUUCUCUGAUAAUGGGUGGUAUUAGUUGAAACUGGAUGUUGGCUAAGUUAGUUAGCAGUUGCCUUAAACAAUCAGGGUGGAGGUUUAACUAUAUUGUCUCUGCGUAGGAAAAGAAAACAAGGUCUAAUGGACUCCAACAGUGAAGACGGAGAGUACCAAAAUGCUCAAUAUGCCUUCCAGCAGGAUGCAGCCCAUUGCAGGGUGACAUAUCCUUACAGGAGAAACACAAACGAGAUGGAUUAUAAUAAAAAUGAGGAGUUCAACAAGAAGAGGUAUCCAGUGAGUCGCUCUGGCAACAACCCAGGCAGAGUGAAGCGGAUUGUGUCAUGUAAGAGGAAGACCCAUCAUCUGACGGUGGCUCGGAGGAAGCAGAUCGGGACCGGGAGGGCUUAUGAUGCUGCAAACAAGGAGAAUGAGAUGAACUGCAUGCAAGACAUGCAACAGGAGCUAUGUGACAUGGACCCUUGGGAGUUCCCACUAAAUGUCAGUUAUAAUCACAAGACUGGUAGAACAGGUUCUGAGCAAGCUGACUACUGUACACUCACUGAGCUCACUGGGGAUCAUGGCACAAUGACUGAUGUGCUCUUCGGAAGACAUCUGAGACUGAAAGUGUCUCUAACAUUGUGGCAGAGAAAUGUCGGAGAGCUGUUGACAUACUUUCUGAGAAUCCAAGACGUUGGUGUGUUUGUUGACUUUCUCCCACUGAUAAGCAAAAGCAUUGAUGAGGAUUCCCCCAGGAUCACCAUUGGCUGUUGUGUUGACAUCUUUCCAUUAGUUAAGAAAGUCCUCAUCACUCCAUAUGAAGAGUACCUGAUUGUUGGUUUAAAGUGGAUAAAUUCAGUUUUGAAAAACUGGUGGGAGGAACUAAGAGCAAGUGGCUAUAGUGGAUCAACUAAACCUCUGUUGGAUAAAAAUUUCCAGGCCUUUAAUCAGCAGUUAUUGGGGUUGUGGUAUCAGGAACCGUUACUGAAAUCUGUCCCUGGAACUGCUGGAGACAUGGCAAAGGUCAUUGAUUCUUUCCUGUCUCAACUUACCUGACGGCAAUGAAGAGCUAGAUAACAAAUCAUUCUCUGGGAGCAGACCCACAAAAAUUACUAGAAUCCUUAGUAGUAUCAUAAGAUGAGGUGAUGUCUGUAGAGCUUGAUGUAUUUAUUGGCUUGCAGAGCAACUUGAACAGAAGUACUGAGAAUUUGCAAUAUAAAGUAAUUCAAUUAUGUACCAAAUUUGAUGUGAUUGUUCUGUCAUUGUGCAUUUUUAGUUUUAUCACAGAAACUCCAAGGCUUUUGUGAAUUUAAGAAUGAAUGUUAGCAUUUUGUUUCAUUGAUAUGUUGUAUCUUUAAUUGCCCCAUUGAUGAAUAAAGUUUGUUUAAUUAUUUUUUUAUUUGUCUUUUUGUUAGUUGUAAUUCCUUGAUUUGUGUUCCAUACAAUAUGAUUGUGGUCCUGAGCAAAUAAAAUAAAUGGAUGAAACGA
Molecule: messenger RNA, 1774 nt
Organism: Micropterus salmoides (largemouth bass)
Lineage: Eukaryota; Metazoa; Chordata; Actinopteri; Centrarchiformes; Centrarchidae
Product: KATNB1-like protein 1
Exons: 10
Coding region: 431-1342 (303 amino acids)
Cellular component (GO): nucleolus
Molecular function (GO): microtubule binding
Source: RefSeq, a predicted model, not a curated record